Molecule: messenger RNA, 1047 nt
Organism: Mesorhabditis belari
Lineage: Eukaryota; Metazoa; Nematoda; Chromadorea; Rhabditida; Rhabditidae
Source: the annotation of a GenBank genome assembly
AUGACAGACGCUUACGUUCUAAAAUCAUUGCGAUUUAACAUUGUUCAUCAAAAAUUAUUAUUUUCCAAACGAUCGAUGACCCGAAGGCUCAAAAAGCCUUCUCAUCUCGCAAUUGGACCAUCAUCAGAAUUGAAUCGUCGCAAAAAGCCAAGUGCGACGGCAUCGGCUACUUGGAGACAGUUAGCUCCACCUGAUUCGUCCUCGGCACAAGGCGAGGAAGAUCAAUCAGUAAUUUCAAUUGAAGAAUCUGAAGUUGAAGGCGAAGACAUGAGCUCAAGCGAAGAAGUAUCCUGGAUCACGUGGUUUUGCGGUUUGCGGGGCAAUGAAUUCUUUUGCGAGGUUGAUGAGGAGUACAUCCAGGAUCGUUUCAACCUCACUGGUCUCAACGAACAGGUGCCGAAGUAUCGUCAAGCUCUUGACAUGAUUUUGGAUCUCGAGCCAGAAGAUGACAUGGAAGACAAUCCAACCAACUCUGACCUCGUCGAACAAGCUGCUGAAAUGUUGUACGGACUCAUUCAUGCUCGCUACAUCUUGACAAACCGUGGGAUUAGUCAGAUGGUGGACAAGUGGCGUGAUCACGACUUUGGGACUUGUCCUCGUGUCUACUGUGAGAAUCAGGCCAUGCUUCCGAUUGGACUCUCUGAUGUGCCCGGCGAAUCAAUGGUGAAACUCUACUGUCCUCGUUGCUGCGAUGUUUAUGUUCCAAAGUCGAGCAAGCAUCAACACACUGAUGGUUCGUAUUUUGGUACCGGCUUUCCACAUAUGUUGUUCUUCGUUCAUCCAGAAUUGCGCCCUCGCAAACCAUCGAAUGCUUUUGUGCCAAGGCUCUAUGGAUUCAAAAUCCACCCGCUUGCCUACAAUCUUCAAUAUCAACAGGCUCCAAACGGACCUGCCGUCGUGCCGAGUGGACAGCCGGGGGAAGUGAAUGCAUCUGGCCUUCUCAACCGUUUACAAGAUCCAGAGGAGAUGAACCGUUGGGAGGUAUCAGCAUCGAUCGUACUGCUAUCCUGGGCCGCCUGUGCGCUGUGGCUGGUGCUCUUCAAACUU